GUGGGUAUUGAAGUUUAUUCGCUGUAUUUAGUUUUUGGCUUCGAGAUAUCGGGGGUGGAUUGAAGACCAAAAGAGUUUCGUUCUGUGGGUUUUUGAGAUAUGGGCAUUUGAAUUAGGGUUUCGGAAAGAUGGGAGCAGGUGGUGAUGCUAUUCAGGUAGAGACAUGGGAUGUUGGGAAAUCGAAGGGAAGGAAGACGAAAGAUGACGAGACUGAGGACACUGGGUGUUGGUUUAAGUUAAGGUUUAUGGGGAGCUGCAUCUCAAGAUCCAAAGUGGAUUCCUCUAUAAGCGGCACUAGUACUCAUUAUGCGGAAAGUAAAUCUACAAAUGAUACUAGUAGGGACCAACCAGUUGUCCCGAUAGCCUCCUCUUCAACAACUAGCACUGCAGAAAGUAACCCAUCUACUCCCAAAGUAGGUGAGGAGCUGAAGGUUGCUUCUCAGCUUAGAAAAUUCGCAUUUAGUGAGCUCAAGACAGCAACAAGAAAUUUUAGACCAGAGAGUCUCCUUGGUGAGGGUGGAUUCGGUUGUGUUUUCAAGGGAUGGAUUGAGGAGAAUGGAACUGCUCCAAUGAAACCUGGGACAGGGCUUACUGUUGCAGUUAAAACCCUCAAUCAUGAUGGAUUACAAGGUCAUAAAGAGUGGCUGGCUGAAGUUAAUUUUCUUGGUGAUCUUCUUCAUCCAAAUUUGGUUAAAUUGAUUGGUUACUGCAUUGAAGAUGAUCAAAGGCUGCUAGCUUAUGAGUUCAUGCCUCGAGGGAGCUUGGAAAACCACCUCUUUAGAAGGUCCCUGCCUCUCCCGUGGUCCAUUAGAAUGAAAAUUGCACUUGGCGCUGCAAAAGGGCUUGCUUUUCUUCAUGAAGAAGCACAAAGGCCAGUGAUAUAUCGGGAUUUUAAAACAUCUAAUAUCCUGUUAGAUGCGGACUACAAUGCGAAGCUUUCUGACUUUGGACUUGCCAAAGAUGGUCCUGAGGGGGAUAAGACGCAUGUAUCUACCCGAGUGAUGGGAACAUAUGGAUAUGCAGCCCCAGAAUAUGUGAUGACAGGGCAUCUGACAUCAAGGAGCGAUGUCUACAGCUUCGGAGUGGUCCUACUUGAAAUGCUGACUGGUCGAAGAUCCAUGGAUAAAAACAGACCAAAUGGGGAGCAUAACCUGGUUGAAUGGGCAAGGCCACAUCUUGGGGAGCGGCGGAGGUUUUACCGUCUAAUAGAUCCUCGCCUUGAAGGUCACUUCUCAAUUAAGGGUGCACAGAAGGCUGCCCAGCUAGCCCAGCAUUGCUUGAGCCGGGAUCCAAAGGCUAGACCUCUGAUGAGUGAAGUUGUUGAAGCUCUGAAGCCGCUGCUGAACCUGAAGGACAUGGCUAGUUCCUCCUACUAUUUCCAGACCAUGCAAACAGAUCGCAGUGGCUCCAAUCCAAACACCAGGAAUAGCCUUAGAACUCAGGCUGGAUCUCUGUCAAGGAAUGGACAACAGAUAAGGAGCCUCUCGAUGGCAAAUGGUUCGCAUGCUUCUCCCUAUCACCGCCAUCAAACACCCCAGCAAUCACCCAAACCCAAUGGUAAACAGCCAUAGCAUUGGGUUCAUGUUAAUGAGUUAAUCUGCUUUGUCGUAGGCUUUUUUUUAUUUUGUCCCUUUAUUUUUCUUUUUUUAUAUAUAUAUAUAUAUUGUCUUUCGGUGGCAUUUGAGUCUUAGAAACCUGAACAAGCAUUGGGGCAAUAUGUUGGCUUUAUUCUGAUGUAAAUCUUUGAAAAGUGUUAAGAGAGGGUUGGUGGGCUCUGCCAUUUGCCAUUGUGGACAAUGGUAAAUUGCGAAGCUUUUGGAGAGAACUAUAUUGCCACCUCAUGUCACCUGAAAUUUGUUGGAAAAUAUGAUAACAGUGAAUAUAGUUAUUUGACUGGUCA
Messenger RNA from Telopea speciosissima, 1900 nucleotides. RefSeq names its product serine/threonine-protein kinase PBL34-like. The transcript has 6 exons. Gene Ontology annotation, biological process: protein phosphorylation. NCBI's taxonomy places the organism in Eukaryota, Viridiplantae, Streptophyta, Magnoliopsida, Proteales, Proteaceae. Gene Ontology annotation, molecular function: protein kinase activity; ATP binding. The record is from RefSeq and is a predicted model, not a curated record. The coding region runs from base 129 to 1571 and encodes 480 amino acids.